Colias croceus (clouded yellow) is the source of this 2035-nucleotide messenger RNA. It is a transcript of the gene PGS1, whose product is annotated as CDP-diacylglycerol--glycerol-3-phosphate 3-phosphatidyltransferase, mitochondrial. The record is from RefSeq and is a predicted model, not a curated record. Bases 168 to 1544 code for a protein of 458 amino acids. NCBI's taxonomy places the organism in Eukaryota, Metazoa, Arthropoda, Insecta, Lepidoptera, Pieridae. Gene Ontology annotation, molecular function: CDP-diacylglycerol-glycerol-3-phosphate 3-phosphatidyltransferase activity. Gene Ontology annotation, cellular component: mitochondrion. The transcript has 7 exons. Gene Ontology annotation, biological process: cardiolipin biosynthetic process.
CUAUUCUGAAGGUUCAGGCUUCAGUUUUAUUUCUACAUUUAAAGGCUACCCCAUUAUGAGUUUAUUCGCUUUUUAUUAAUUUUACAGAAGUGGUGUAGUUACUAAAAGAUUUUGCUUAAUCUCCUAAAUGUGUACCGAUAGAUUAUAACUGAAUUUUUCGUUGAAAUAUGAAAAUGUCUCUUCGUUUCAAACUUACUGAAUUACAGCCUUUUAAUUGGAUAUAUAACUUAUCGCCUUGUUUCCCUGUCUCGGCAUCAAAAAUAAAUAUAAUUACCGAUCCAAAACAGUUUUAUAACACUUUGUAUGAACGUUUUCGGAGUGCAAAACGUCGAAUUUCUGUUGCUAGUCUGUACAUAGGUACUGGCAAGCUUGAAAAGGAAUUACUAGGAAUUACAGUGGAUAAUGUUAAAAUUAAUCAUAAUUUAACAUUCAAUGUACUACUUGACUAUCAAAGAGGAACACGCGGUGAGAUCAACUCUCGAAGUUUAUUCAGACAACUUACGAAGGGUUUGUCCAAUAGAUGUAAUUUAGCUUUGUACCAAACAUCUCGGUUACAAGGUUCGUGGUCGAAAGCACUUCCAUCUAGAUACAAUGAAAUAGUUGGAUUACAACAUAUGAAAUUAUAUAUAUCAGAUAACUCAGUUAUAUUAAGUGGAGCAAAUUGUUCUAAUGACUAUUUUAAAGUGAGACAAGACAGGUAUAUUGAAAUUGAAGAUGAAGACCUGGCAAAUUUUUAUUGUGACAUAAUAGAUGAGGUGACUAAAUUUAGCAAGCAAGAACAAGAAAACCACAGUGUUGAAAAAAUAAAAAAAGAUGUGAUGAUAAAAACCCUCAACAAUAAUAUUAAUCAAUUAAUAAAAAAAUGGAUGGAGCAGCAGUAUACUAAAUUAACUUCGCUCCAGGAAACUAGAAGCCAGUCAGAUACAUGGAUUUUUCCAUUGAUUCAAAUGGGUGAAUUCAAUAUAAACCAGGAUGAGGAAGCUACUUGUAACAUAAUGGAAGCUGUCCCAGAGGGCUCCCAUUUAAGAUUAGCAACAGGAUAUUUUAAUUUAACUGAAAAAUAUGCAAAAACAUUACUUAAACAUUGUAAAGCUAAUAUUAGCUUGUUGAUGGCUCAUCCAAAUGCUAAUGGUUUCAUGGGAGCAGCAGGCCCUGCAGGAGGCAUACCUCACGCAUAUUCUUUAAUAGCUAGAGAAUUUUGGCAGCAAGUGACAGAAUACAACCAAACAAGCAGAGUUCAAAUGUUGGAAUAUGAAAAGCCUGGAUGGACAUUUCAUGCUAAAGGUUUAUGGUAUUAUCCUCCCGGCAGUGGAGUGCCAUGGCUAACAGUGAUAGGGUCAGCAAAUCUCGGUGAAAGGUCUGUGAGACGCGAUCUUGAAGCUCAAGCGGCGAUAUUUACAUCGUCAGCUGAUUUGCAAGCAAGGCUGCACGAUGAAUGUUGCAAAUUGCAUCAAUAUGCUUCAGAGUGCACUAGCGACUUACAAGAGCGACAAGCCCCGUUGUGGGUCCGGGCUACUGUAGGACUCUUUAGAACUUACUUUUAGUAAAAAAAUUAAUAAGUUGAUACUAUUAGUGCAAUAUUUUGAAAUAAUUCAAGAGUAUAUUUGCGUUUAUUUAGGAACAAUUAACUAAGCAAAUUAUAAUUAUAAGACUCGUUCCAAAAUAUAAAGUGUAAAUUUGUCGAAUUAAAAUUCUUUGAGUCUGCUAUAUGAAACAAAUACGAUUAAGUAUUUAUUUAAAAAUUAAUUGCAAUGCUGAUACUUGAUAGUACAAAAUGAGAUACGCUUGUUGGUGAAUAGUGUCUUUGAGUCACAAUUUUGAGGGUAGAUUGUAGAAAAUAACGAAUUGCUUCCUGUUACAGUAUUAUAGUUUUGACUUUUGUUCAAAUGGAUUACACUGUUUAGUCGACGAAUAAUGCAAUUUAUAGUAAUUAUUUCUGCGUUUAACGUGCGUAAGUUAUUUCUUAUAUUUUUUUACAAUGAAAAUUCAGGGAUUAAAAUUAGAUUUUUUUGUUAAACGAAUAUAUUGUUGUUUU